Messenger RNA from Rhagoletis zephyria (snowberry fruit fly), 1224 nucleotides. RefSeq names its product V-type proton ATPase subunit C-like. NCBI's taxonomy places the organism in Eukaryota, Metazoa, Arthropoda, Insecta, Diptera, Tephritidae. The record is from RefSeq and is a predicted model, not a curated record.
ACCAUCAACAACCUCUUCCAUGUGUGUGUGUCUCUAUAUUUGUGUCUCUCAGGUCCUGGGCCGCCCGACGACUACACGCAUGCGCACUCGGAAUUGACGGGUAAAGCAUCAAAUUUAUCGAAUAGUCGUGAAACGACCACUACCACUACCACUUGUUCCGCAUGCCACACCGGAAGCCUAAAUAAUUGCUCCUCUAGCGAGGCAUCUGCAGCGUCUGCGUCUGAGCGUGAAUUCGAUUUGUGUGCGUCGUCGCCUGUAUGCGCGUGUGAUGAAUGUGCUGCCAGUGCCAAUGUGAGUGCUAGCGUUAGCGCGAGCGGCGUCAGCGCCUGCGCUAGUGCGAGCGCCACAGCCACCACCCUUGAGGCUGAUGAAUGUUAUCCUUUUACUUCUUCCUCCCUAAAUGUGCCUACAUGCCAUGCGUCCGUCACCGCAUCCGCAUCCGCCAAUGCCUACGCCUACGCCUACACCUCUGCCGCCGAUUGCGCCUCCGCAACCGCUGCUGCUGUCACUAAUAAUGCCUCCUAUUGCUCCACAUCUGCGCCCACUACUAUGGUCGCCGAUGAGCGCCGAACUGCUACUGCUAGUAAAAUUAACAGCUUUUCCAACAACAAUAACAACACUUGCAGCAUAAACAAUAACAAUCGUUUGGGUUUGACGAUCAGCUGUAGUGGAGCUAAUAUGCUGCACAUGCAUCACCAGCCGUCGCAACAGCAACAGUCGCCGCAUCAACAUCAGCAGCAGCAUCAUCACCACCACAACCAACAUCACCACGAACUGCUACACCUGCAGCAUCAUCUGCUGCAACAACAUCAGCAUCUACACCACCCCCAGCCGCAGCAUCAGCUCCACCAACACCAACACCAACACCACCACCACCAUCAUCAUCAACAACAUCAUCACUCGCACCAUCAGUCGCCGCUGUCUGAUGGUGGUAGUGAAGGACACGAGCAGGAGAAUUUGAAAGGAAGCAACAGCACAUCGGACUUGAGUGAUACAUUCGACUGGUGGUUUCAUAGGCAUAAAAGAAAUUCGAAAAAGAGCAGCACUCGCUCAUCAACGUUUCAAUUAAAUAUAAACAAUGGAUUUAAUUUCACACCAACUCAUAGAUCGUCCCCAGUGAGUAGUUGUUGUGGCAGUAGUAGUCAAGGUCGUUCCAGUCCGGAUACAGAUUUGGGCGAACCACCGGCAUUCCCAUUAAGUCCAGGUUAGCAUGCCUGGUUUAAA